AUGCAGCCUCGCCGCACAGCCGCCGCCGUGGCGGUUCUACUGUUCUCUACUCUCCUCCUCCUCCCCUCCGCCGCCGAUGCCCAUAAUAUCACCCGCAUCCUGGCCCAGCACCCCGAGUUCUCCACCUUCAACCACUACCUGACCGAGACGCACCUGGCGCCGGAGAUCAACCAGCGGGAGACCAUCACCGUCUGCGCGGUGGACAACGCCGCAAUGUCGGAUCUGCUCGCCAAGCACCUCACCAUCGGCGCCAUCCGCAACGUCCUCUCCAUCCACGUCCUUCUCGACUACUUCGACGGGAAGAAGCUCCACCAGAUCACUGACGGCACCGCCCUCGCCGCCACCAUGUUCCAGGCAACCGGAUCCGCCCCGGGCUCCACCGGCUUCGUCAACAUCACGGAUCUGAAGGGCGGUCGGGUCGGGUUCGCCCCGCAGGACGGCCCCGUCGCCGCAACCUUCGUCAAGUCCGUCGAGGCCAUCCCCUACAACAUCUCCGUCAUCCAGAUCUCCUCCAUCCUACCCUCCCCGGAGGCCGAGGCGCCGGCGCCGGCGCCGAGCCAGGCGAACAUUACUGCCAUCAUGUCGGCGCACGGCUGCAAGGUUUUUGCCGAGACGCUGCUAGCCAAUCCGGACGCCGAGCAGACGUUCCAGAGCAACGUCGAAAGCGGACUCACGAUAUUCUGCGCCGGGGACGAGGCUAUGAAGAGCUUCACCCCCAGAUUCAGAAACCUAACCGCGGCCGGAAAGCAAUCGCUGCUGGAAUACCACGGGAUCCCGGUCUACCAGUCACUGGCCGGCCUGAAAUCGAGCAAUGGCCUGACCAAUACGCUGGCCACCGAUGGCGCCAGCAAGUUCGACUUCACGGUGCAGAACGACGGCACCGACGUGACAAUCCGGACGGGAAUCGCUCCUCGUAUUUCGUACCAAGAUCUCAAAUCUGAGCCCUUCGAUUUAUCGUGA
Striga hermonthica is the source of this 960-nucleotide messenger RNA. The record is from the annotation of a GenBank genome assembly. Lineage: Eukaryota; Viridiplantae; Streptophyta; Magnoliopsida; Lamiales; Orobanchaceae.